Molecule: messenger RNA, 905 nt
Organism: Drosophila takahashii
Lineage: Eukaryota; Metazoa; Arthropoda; Insecta; Diptera; Drosophilidae
Gene: RpLP0-like
Product: ribosomal protein LP0-like
Biological process (GO): ribosomal large subunit assembly; rRNA processing; ribosomal large subunit biogenesis
Cellular component (GO): preribosome, large subunit precursor; nucleolus
Molecular function (GO): RNA binding
Source: RefSeq, a predicted model, not a curated record
UCUCUAACAAGCCGCACGUGUUUACGUUGUGUGGGAAAUACUUCUUGAGUUUCGCUCCGAAAAACGUUGAUUUCUAACAGAUACAGACAUGCCGCGCUCCAAACGUGAUAAGAAAGUUUCCCUGACCAAAACCGAUCGCAAGGGUCUGGCAUGGAAACAGCGAAUCGUGGACGACAUUCGCUUUUGCGUGGGCAAAUACCCGAACAUAUUCGUUUUUCAAGUUCAGAACAUGAGGAAUAGCUUGCUGAAGGACCUGCGACAGGAGUGGAAGAAGAAUUCCCGCUUCAUCUUCGGCAAGAACCGCGUGAUGCAGAUUGGUUUGGGUCGCACCAAAAGCGAGGAAGUGGAGUCGGAUCUGCACAAGCUCUCCAAGCGAUUGACCGGCCAGGUGGGUCUGCUCUUCACGGACAAGUCCAAGAAGGAAGUCCUGGAGUGGGCCGAAAACUACUGGGCCGUGGAGUACGCACGCAGUGGCUUUGUGGCCACGGAAACGGUUACCCUGCCAGCCGGUGCACUGGAGGACUUUGCGCACUCCAUGGAGCCGCACCUGCGAUCCCUGGGCCUGCCCACCAAGCUGGAGAAGGGAAUCGUUACCCUCUACAGCGACUACACGGUCUGCGAGGAGGGCAAAGUACUGACGCCCGAGCAGGCGAGGAUCCUCAAGCUGGUGGGCAAGCCCAUGGCCAAGUUCCGGCUGACCAUGAAGUGUUCGUGGACCAAAAGCGAGGGCUUCCAGCUGCACGUCGAGGAUGACGUGAACGACGAGGAGCAGGCCGACAGCGCCAUGGAAGAGGACGCAGAGGCAGAGGCCAUGGAGGACAACGACGACGAUGAUGAUGAUGAUGAGGAGGAGGAGGAUGAAUAAAUUAGUUUUAGGCGUAGAAUUAAUUUUUUUAUGUAUAUAU